UGAAACUACAAAUGUCACGAGCGUCGACAUGAAAUGUUGAGCGGCAUAAGAUUAACUGAUUUUCAUUUUUAUUUUUUAAUUUAAUUAACAUUUGUAUUGCAAAACGAAGUUGUCUUUCUUUGUAACUUUACUAAUUUUCUAUUUUAUUUAUUUACUAUGAUUCAGAAGUUUGGUUUUUAGUAAUAUCUCGUUUUUUAAAGUAGUCUGUAAGGAGGAACAUAAAAUGGCUGUGGCUUUAUCGGGUGAAGGCCAAGCUCUCUCUCCCUCACCGCCGAUGAGGAUAUUGCUGCUUGGGAAGAGCGGGUCUGGGAAGAGUGCAUCGGGAAACAGCAUUCUGGGAAGGAAGCAGUUCCAGACAGCCAGACGCAAAGAGAAACACGUGACAAAGGAAUGUGAGUCCAGUACAACCGAGACUGGCAGGUGGCAGGUGUGUGUGAUUGACACUCCAGACCUGCUCGACCCACAGGUUAGCAAGGAAGAGGUUAUUGCCCAAAGAAAAACGAUUGUCUCUCUCUCUGAACCUGGCCUCCAUGCCUUUCUCUUGGUUAUCCCCAUCGGUGAUGAUGUGGCAAAUGAGCAGGAGGUGCUGGAGUUUAUACGGGAGAUUUCUGGGGAAGGCGCUCUGGCGUACACCAUGGUGCUCUUCACUCAAAGAGGUGACCUGGAUGACGAAGAGAGCAUCGAAGAUUACAUCCAAGACCAAGGGGAAGAGUUACAGCGGCUUGUUUUGGACUGUGGGGGCAGGACACAUGUGUUUGACAACAAAAACAGUCAAAUCAUUGGCAGCCAGGUGUCAGAUUUGCUAAAUAAGAUUGAUGCUAUGGUGAAAGAAAAUGGAGGAAAACUCUGCAUGCUGAGAACUAAAGGAGACAGCAUGAAGAACCUGAUUAAUUUUUCAGAAGCAACUGCAGCUGGAGUAAUAUCCGAUGCUGGGGACCAACCUUGUGGAAAAGGAGUGCAACUCAGGCUGGUGCUUCUAGGAAAAACCGGGUCAGGAAAGAGUGCUUGUGGGAAUACCAUUCUUGGUAGAAAAUUAUUUCAGUCUGAUGUUAGUUCUGCUUCACAGACUGCAAAUUGUGAGCUGAAAGAUGGAAUUAGGGCUGGUAAACAAAUUGCUGUGGUCGACACCCCAGGGCUGUUCGAUACCAAGCUGUCCAAUGAGCAGGUUCUUAAGGAGACCUGUAGAUGCAUUGGCCUGGCCUCCCCUGGGCCACACGCUUUCCUUCUGGUGAUAAAGUUAGGGCGUUUCACACCAGAAGAGAGAAGCACAGUUGCAGAGAUUAGGAACGCAUUUGGAAAAGAUGCUGAAAAAUAUACAAUGGUUCUCUUCACACACAAAGAAAAACUUGGUGGUAAAACUAUUGAGCAGUUCAUCCAAACAGGUGAUGAUGAUCUCAGAAAACUCGUUGAAGAAUGUGGAAAUAGGUACCACUGUUUAGACAACAGUUCACCUCUAAAUUAUAGCCAGGUUAAAGAUCUACUGACAAAAGUACACAUCAUGGUGUCUGCCAAUGGGGGCAGCUGCUAUAGUACUGACAUGUUCCGGAGGGUUGAGGCUGUAAUUCGUGAAAUCCAGGAGGAGAAAAUGAAAGAGAAAAUCAAGCAGCUAGAAAAAUUGCACAAAACUGCAAACAAAACAGAGUGGCAAAAUAUUUAUUCACAGUUAUUAUCAGAAUCACGAAACGAGGCGGUGAAAAUUUGGUUUUCUGACAGAGUUAUCCUGGCAUGUGCAAAGUUCUGUAAUAAAAUAACAGUCACCCCUGAGGAAGCGGAAGAUGCCUUACGGACGGCAGAGGAGCAGGGUAUCAGUCGAAGAGAAGCGCUGAUUUUGGUCAUUAAAGCCUCAUGCACAUUGGCCAGAACUAAAAUGUGCAGUACUCAAUAGAACCGUCAUGGAUAUGACAUGUCUCCUUGAGAUUUCCUCAUUACAUUUUCUGCCAUAUGUACUAGUGUGUAAAUGUUUGAAGUGGUUAACUUUGCUUUCAGACACUUGGAUAGUUCAGCUAGUACAUCAAAAUACAGCCCUCACUUCAUGAAAUUACAUGACAUUACAUUACAAUCAUUUGGCUGAUGCCCUCUCCAGAGCAACCUACAGUAGAGGAGAAAUUUAGUGUUACUCUCACAAAUAAAAAACUGGUAUCACCAAGAAGGCACAAAGGCCCAUUAUUAAUCCAUCCAUCCCUUAUUUAUACCCACAUAUCCUAUGGGCACUGUCUUCAGUUAGCCUACCUGCAUGUCUUUGGACUGAGGGAGGAAACCGGAGGACACCGGGAGAACAUGCAAACUCCACACAGAAAGACCCAGGGCAGAUUCAAACCCCUUCUUGCUGUGAGGCGACAGUGCCACCCACUGCACCACCGUGCUGCCCCCAUUUAUAAUCACUAAGUGUAAUAUUUAUCUAGAAAACAACAACUUGUAUUUUAACAAGGUGUGAUUAGACAAACAACCUCUCUUACGCAGCCAUACCUCUAACAUUAUCCGAGAGGAAAAAUAAAGAAAGAAAAGGUCUAAAGGGGUCAAGGGAGUCUUGGUGUAAUCUGAAGAGAUGAGUCUUCAGUCUGUCUGAACACGGGCAUUAUUUCUGCUGUUCUAAAUGUAGUUGGAAGCUAAUUAAGAUAAAUACAAAUGAUUAUACUCCGAAAGGUGUCAUUACAGAAAAAAAAAUAUCCUUGCCCACUGUUUAACUACAGUAAUAUGUAAUUUUGAAAGGUGUUCAACACUGGAAAGGUUACACAUGAACUAUAUGGCCACAUCUUUCACUACCAUGUAUAAAGUUUCUUUUCACUGAAUAUUUUACUGAUGAAAUGCUAUGUCAAUAGUGCUAUUGUGCAACCGCGGUGUGAGGUAUGUUGAUUGUGCUUGAAAUAUGCUUCAUUGUGUAAUUCUAGCAUGAGUUCUUCAUAGUAACGUACAUCAAUGAUUCCCUGGUAAAAAGCUUGGUGGAACUCAUUAAUGGUGUUGUUUGAUACCUUCUGAAGAAAUAUCAUUUGAAUUGUGUAUAUUUGAAAUUAAAUGUUUUAUGUCUGUUUUUAUGUUUUUGUAACAAUAUAUCAAAAAUACAUGAAAAAAGUUGGCAUGGCAAUUUCAUUGAAUUUAAUUUAAUUUAGAUAAAUAAAUAAUUUCAUUUAAUUGAACAUCAUGCAAUUUAUCAUAUGAUAUAAUUCAGCUAUUGCAAAUUUACUGGUUCAACAUUGACAGAGGAAGGGGGUGGUAUGUUUGUAUAUUUUGGUGAUUUAUUGGUUAGUGAAACUGCCUUCGGGGGUU
Anguilla rostrata (American eel) is the source of this 3264-nucleotide messenger RNA. RefSeq names its product GTPase IMAP family member 8-like. The record is from RefSeq and is a predicted model, not a curated record. The coding region runs from base 224 to 1885 and encodes 553 amino acids. Lineage: Eukaryota; Metazoa; Chordata; Actinopteri; Anguilliformes; Anguillidae. Gene Ontology annotation, molecular function: GTP binding. The transcript has 3 exons.